GGGAGAUACUGAGGACGUAAUGUGAGGAAAUCCCACAGGAAACACGCAGAUGAGUCCUGAUGGACGUCCCGGCACACAUCUUCAUUGUUAUUCUAAUAACACAUCUGUAUUUGUUUCCCAGUGUCAUGUGUCUGCUCAGGUCCGUCUCAGCAGCAGGGACAUCCCCCAAACUGCCUGUCAGCCAAUCCCCUAAUGCAUGUGCUGCUCCAUAUUUACCAGCCCGGACCACCAUGACACUACCGACAGAGAUAACACAGCAACACAAGAGUUCAAGCAACAAAAGCGUGAAUUUGGAUGUGGCCAAACCUGAAGCAAAGACUGGCAACAAAGCCCCCAUCAGAGCCUCCGGCCCUGGAGCCAGCGCACCCAAGUUCAAACAGAGGAGCACCCGCCAGUUCAAGAGCAAGCCUCCCAAGAGGGGCGUCAUCGGCUUUGGAGAGGAGAUCCCAGGAAUGGAGGGGCUUGGCACUGAUAUCACUGUAAUCUGCCCAUGGGAAGCAUACAGCCAUCUAGAGCUACAUGAACUGGCUCAGUAUGGUAUAAUCUGAGUCCCUUUGAUGAGAAAUUAUAUUUACACCUACCAAAGGGAACUGAUGAGGCAGAUUCAACAAGUGGAACUGCAUCAUCAAUAUUGGCUCUUCUACUGUAUAAUGGUAAACCACAUACUAAGAACUAACAUGUAAAAAAUAUGUCUGCAUUUCUAUUUUUUUCCUAAGUUGUUUUAUAUAUCAAAUGUAUUUUCAUAAGAAUUUCAAGCUGUCAUAUUAAUGUCCAUCACCUGAUGAUGCUGAAUGUGUCUGAGCUGUAGGUUAAUAUGAACGCGGUCACUGGCUUCAAUUGUCAGCAUCAUGUUUAAUUAAACUCAGAAUAAAGCUUGUUUUUUUUUUUAACAACACUAGUUUUUCUUUCUUUUCCUCUCUGCCAAACUUAGCCGGUUAUUAAACCAUGCUUCUGUGUUAAAAUCAUUCCCAUUAUGAUGUUUGUCCCUUAAAAAAAAAAAAAGUAUGUUAAGUUAAAGCCACUCUUACCUUUCUUGCAUUUCACACAGCACCCCUCCUCCUGCAACUCCAUCUCCCUCCAAAGGCCUACUCCCCCCUCCUCCAUUACGUCCUCAUUACGUCUAUGAUAGACGUAGGCGUUGGCAAGGUAACAUUAGACACACGGAAGAGGAGAGCGAGUGUAACGUUCACAACAAAGACACUCAAACGCAACCCCAGAGUUUUAAAACUCAACCGGAGUCAGUGAUGACUGAUGAGUUUUAGAAUAAGGUUACAGUUAACGUUGGAUAGUAGCGUUAACAUUACUAGUAAGUGGAAACGCACAAGGAAGAUAACGUUAAUGUUUCAGAGGCUAAGCUACAGUAGGCUAACGUUAGCCAUUAGCAACUGAAUGCUGUGUUAUAUUAGAAGUAGUCUCUAUAUACAGACUCUACAUUCAGUGAAUGUAGAGUCUGUAGGCAAACCCCGGAGAUCUUGCCUCCGGAAGAAGAGCGGAAGAGCCCUGGUUUCCGGUUGUAGGGUAUUUGUAGUCCACGUGAUAUUGACCAACCACGUUUGAGCCGGCUGCAGUUGUUGCCAGGUUAAACGGUCCGUGCGGUGAACUAACGAGGCGGAACAUAAUUGGCAUCACUGUAAACUCUGAAUCCAUCGCAAUGGUUCAGCAUAUUUACUUAUAUAUAAACAGAAGUCGGAAACGGAAAUUCGCCUCCUCCGCCCAAAUCAAACCGGAAUGCCAAAAAAUCGGGGGUCUGCCCCCAGAGGCUGUAUCGCCGUCUGCCGGAAGUCAGACGCCGAAUACAGCUGAUGGGUUCCGAGAAUGUAUUAGAAGUAAACUUAACUUAACGUUACCUGUCCUGCACAGUCAAACGGGGGAUGUUACGCAAGCGGUUACGUCAGUUGGAGGCCUCCACAUGGGGAAGACAGACAGGACGCUCGACCGAAUGCAGUGAUUGGUCGAAGUUUUCUUAGAACCAUAUGAGAAUGGUACAAUUCUGAGUUGUUAUCUCUGGUGGAAUUCACUUACAUUUUAGUGUGCCAUCAGCUUAUUAAUAGCAUUUUAACCUAAACAAAGGAAAGCAUAAAAGCCCUGAAAAAAGUUGAGGCCAGCUCAACUUUUAGUUAUAGUGCCUCACGCCUGUCCACAACAUGAAAUGUCAGGCAUCAGUUUGUAGCUACGUGUCACCAACUUCCAUUGAAAAUGACU
Molecule: messenger RNA, 2202 nt
Organism: Epinephelus moara (kelp grouper)
Lineage: Eukaryota; Metazoa; Chordata; Actinopteri; Perciformes; Serranidae
Product: retinal cone rhodopsin-sensitive cGMP 3',5'-cyclic phosphodiesterase subunit gamma-like
Exons: 5
Coding region: 60-548 (162 amino acids)
Biological process (GO): positive regulation of G protein-coupled receptor signaling pathway; visual perception; positive regulation of epidermal growth factor receptor signaling pathway
Cellular component (GO): photoreceptor outer segment membrane
Molecular function (GO): 3',5'-cyclic-nucleotide phosphodiesterase activity; cGMP binding
Source: RefSeq, a predicted model, not a curated record